Messenger RNA from Sphenostylis stenocarpa, 2349 nucleotides. NCBI's taxonomy places the organism in Eukaryota, Viridiplantae, Streptophyta, Magnoliopsida, Fabales, Fabaceae. The record is from the annotation of a GenBank genome assembly.
AUGGGCAAUCGUUACUUGGCCCAACUCACCCACACCUCCCUCGCACGUGCCGUCCAUGCUCACAUCGUCACCUCAGGUUUCAAGUCGUUCCCUCUCAUCAUCAACCGCCUCAUUGAUCAUUACUGCAAAUCCUCCAACAUCCCCUACGCCCGCCACCUGUUCGACAAAAUUCCCAAACCAGAUAUUGUCGCAACUACCACCCUGCUUUCCGCCUACUCCGUUGCCGGCAACAUCAAACUCGCCCACCAACUCUUCAAGGUCACCCCCUUGACCAUUCGUGACACCGUCAGUUACAACGCCAUGAUCACUGCAUUUUCCCACAGCCAUGAUGGUCAUGCCGCUCUGCAACUCUUCAUACAAAUGAAAAGGCUCGGUUUUGUUCCCGACCCGUUUACCUUCUCAAGCGUUCUUGGCGCCCUGUCCCUGAUAGCUGAUGAAGAGAGGCAUUGUCAGCAAUUACACUGCGAGGUUGUCAAGAGGGGUGUACUCUCUGUUCCUUCUGUGUUGAAUGCUUUGAUGAGUUGUUAUGUUUGUUGCGCCUCUUCGCCUUUGGUGGACUCAUGUUUGUUGAUGGCAGCUGCUAGGAAGCUCUUUGAUGAGGCAUCAACUAGUCUGAGGGAUGAACCUUCUUGGACUACCAUCAUUGCUGGCUAUGUCAGGAAUGGUGAUCUUGUUGCCGCACGUAAGCUUCUUGAUGGAAUGACUAAUCACAUUGCGGUGGCAUGGAAUGCCAUGAUUUCUGGGUAUGUGCACAGAGGUUUCUAUGAGGAGGCGUUUGAUUUGUUAAGGAGAAUGCAUUCAUUGGGAAUUCAGCUGGAUGAGUACACUUACACCAGUGUAAUUAGUGCUGCUUCUAAUGCUGGGUUGUUCUAUAUUGGAAGUCAGGUGCACGCUUACGUUCUCAGAACAGUGGUGAAACCUUCACAGCAUUUUGUUUUAUCUGUGAAUAAUGCUUUGAUUACUUUCUACACUAAAUGUGGUAAACUGGUUGAGGCAAAGCGAAUUUUUGAUAAGAUGCCUGUGAAAGAUCUUGUUUCAUGGAAUGCGAUUUUGUCCGGGUAUGUCAAUGCCCGGUGCAUUGAGGAAGCUAACACCAUUUUCAGGGAGAUGCCGGAGAGAAGCCUGUUGACGUGGACUGUGAUGAUAUCAGGCUUAGCACAAAAUGGGUUUGGAGAAGAAGGUUUGAAGCUAUUCAACCAGAUGAAGUUAGAGGGACUGGACCCAUGUGAUUAUGCAUAUGCUGGAGCAAUUGCCUCUUGUUCUGUUCUUGGAUCAUUAGACAAUGGACAACAACUACACUCUCAGAUAAUACGAUUAGGUCAUGACUCAAGCCUCUCAGUUGGCAAUGCACUGAUUACAAUGUAUGCAAGGUGUGGUCUUGUUGAAGCUGCUGAUACAGUGUUUCUAACAAUGCCGUAUGUGGAUUCCGUAUCUUGGAAUGCCAUGAUUGCAGCUCUUGCACAACAUGGACACGGUGUCAGAGCCAUUCAACUUUAUGAACAGAUGUUGAAGGAAGAUAUAUUACCUGAUAGGAUAACUUUUCUCACAAUUCUCUCUGCUUGUAGCCAUGCAGGUUUGGUCAAAGAGGGACGCCAUUAUUUUGAUACAAUGCGUGCUCAUUAUGGUAUAACCCCAGAAGAGGAUCAUUAUUCUCGUUUGAUUGAUUUGUUUUGUCGUGCUGGUAUGUUCUCAGAAGCAAAGACUGUCACAGAAUCAAUGCCUUUUGAGCCCAGCGCACCAAUUUGGGAGGCUCUUCUCUCUGGUUGUCGGAUUCAUGGGAACAUGGAAUUAGGUAUUAAAGCUGCUGAACAACUCUUAAAGCUUCUACCACAGCAAGAUGGAACCUACAUAAGUCUUUCUAAUAUGUAUGCCACUUUAGGUCAGUGGGAUGAAGUUGCCAGGGUGAGGAAAUUAAUGAGAGAGCGAGGGGUUAAGAAGGAACCUGGUUGUAGUUGGAUUGAGGUUGAAAACAUGGUUCAUGUCUUUUUGGUUGAUGAUGCUGUACACCCUGAGGUGCAUGCCGUGUACAAAUAUCUGGAGCAACUGGUACAUGAAAUGAGGAAAUUGGGUUAUGUUCCUGAUACGAAAUAUGUAUUACAUGAUAUGGAAUCUGAACAAAAGGAAAAUGCUUUGUCUACUCAUAGUGAAAAGCUUGCAGUUGUUUAUGGAAUUAUGAAAAUUCCUUUAGGAGCUACAAUUCGGGUUUUCAAAAAUUUGAGGAUAUGUGGAGACUGCCAUAAUGCAUUCAAAUUUAUCUCCAAAGUUGUAGAUCGAGAGAUAAUUGUGAGAGACAGGAAGAGGUUUCACCAUUUUAGAAAUGGUGAAUGUUCUUGUGGCAACUAUUGGUAG